AUGGCCGAUCUCCACCCGCCGGAGCCGGAGACCAACGGCGGCGCGGCCGCCCCCGCCGCCGCCCCCGCCCCCGCCGUCCCGCUGCCUACGGGCGACCCCGCAGCUGAGGCCGCAGCGGCGGCGGAGCCCCCCGCGCCGCCCUACUCCAAGCGCCGCCGCCGCCCCAGCGUGCGCCUCGGCGACAUUGGCGUCCAGCCCAACGCCACCGCCUCCGACGCGCGCCGCCCCCGCAAGCCGUCCCACUCGCGCCCGCCGCGCCGCGCCCACCCGGACGACAUCCUCGACCCCGCCGCCGCCGCCCAGCGCCGCGGCGGCCCCAAGCUCGGCCAGCGCCGCCCGCGCACGGCCUGGAUCCCGGCGCCCUCGGGGCCUGGCGCCGGCGACGGGUACGAGGACGACGAGGGCCACUACUACGACGACGCCUACCAGUCCGACUCCGCCGCGGCCGCGCGGGCUAGGGUUUCGGAGGCCAGCGUCGACGAGUCGGACGGCGUCGCCGACUGGGGCCUCCCCAACGGGCGCCUCCCCGGGGCGGCCGCCUCCUACGGCGGCGUCCGGGCGUGGCUCGACGGGCUCGGCCUCGCGCGGUACGCGCCCGUCUUCGAGAUCCACGAGGUGGACGACGAGGUGCUCCCGCUGCUCACACUAGAGGACCUCAAGGACAUGGGCAUCGGCGCCGUCGGCUCCAGGAGGAAGCUCUUCGACGCCAUCCUCAAGCUCCGGACCGGCAGCGACACCGUCUCCUGAGCCCGCCCGCCCUUGUUUCCGAGCGAAACCAGAUUUCCAUGACAAUGUAGCAAGAGGAAUGGUCGUUCCCAUACAUUCGCAGGAAAGGGGUGAGUGUUACAGCCUCAAAGCUGCCUAUUAGAAUAGACUUUUUUUAAGGGCAAGGUAAGGUUUACAGCUUUGAAUAUGAAUGGGCAAGUUGUCCUUGGCCAGCAAAGAGGAAAACCUUACACGGUUACACCAUGAGAGAUUUCGUCAAGUCCUUUAGACUGACAUGUGUGAGUAUGUUUUUUGCUGCAAAGUAGAUAUAGCAAAAAUAUAUAAUCACACAAAUCUCAUAAAAGCAACGCCUUUCCUAGUUUUCUUUAUGGCACAUCAGCGCAUCUUUUCCCUUUGAACAAUUUCCUGAUCAUGGUAGGUAUAUAUUCUCCAAAUCAUGCAGGGACCAGUUACAUUUUUUUACAUUACCUCUUCUCAAAAAACACGUGAAAGAUAAUUUCCUCUGAAACAUGUGGAUCUCUUGAUUUCCUUAAAGGCCAUACUUCGACGCAUGCAUAGAAUACGUCCUUCCAAAAGGCUAUGGAUAGUCGGCACAUGACCCCUAUGAAGAUUUAUUCUAUAUCAAGUGGGAACAGCUACUAUUCACUUAGGUCCAACAAAAAAGUCAGCGCCAAGUGCACAGAAUGCUCUUAAAUUUUGUGAAAUUGCCUUUUCUCACCUCAACUUACAUCAGUUAUCCCUUCCUGCAUGGUUCUGUACUCCUGUAGGUAACAAAGCUUGUACUGAACUUCUUGAGCAUGAAAUCAACCACAUACUGCAGUUUCUGUCCAUGAGGUCCAUUUAUAUAAAAAAUAGUGCAAGUGAUCGACAACUGAUCAUUAUGAUGAAAAGUGCAAUAAGUAAUGUAGCUUUUCGUUAGCAAGUGAAUGGCACACAAAUAUGCUGGUCUACUCUUCUUAUGGGCUCCAACUAUAAUAUUAUGAUACUAUCUGAUCAGCUAAACUAAAUGCACUUAUGUGUCCCUAUGUUCUUGUAAAUUCCAUUUCUCCUUACAUGUCCUGUCUACUGACUUUGCAUUCACAUGUUUCUCUUAACUGGGGUUGCUGCAUUAUAACUUCUAUGAUGAGCACAGUCCAUGUAGGGAGCUCAGAGUUUCUUAUCAACUUUGACAGCAAUCAUUUCAAUGACUUUGAGACGUUAAAUCCUCUUAACAUAUAGUCUUUCAGUUAAUCUCCUGCACUCCUGCUACAGUGUAAGCUAAUUUAGAAUCUGAAACCCAAGGUGCUUUACAUAAACAGUGUAAAGUUGAGGUUUUAUUUACAAAUAUGAGCUUUAGAAUAUCAUGUUAGAUAAUUUUUUUAUGUCCUCAAGUAGUAGUCAUUGAAUUUGUACACAAGGACCCAUACUUCACCAAGUCCACUGCCUGUUUCUGCAUAUUUUCCUUCCUAGUAGGAAUG
Messenger RNA from Lolium rigidum, 2183 nucleotides. RefSeq names its product translation initiation factor IF-2-like. The coding region runs from base 1 to 747 and encodes 248 amino acids. The record is from RefSeq and is a predicted model, not a curated record. Gene Ontology annotation, molecular function: protein binding. Lineage: Eukaryota; Viridiplantae; Streptophyta; Magnoliopsida; Poales; Poaceae. The transcript has 2 exons.